UCCAUGUUUAAGCUCAUAAAUCCUGCAAAGUUAUUGCGCUUAAGUUGCACUUUUGAGUUCGCUGCUGACCAAAACCCUGUAUCGGAUUACUAUCGUCAUGAAGAUCUUUAUCGUAUUGUUGGCUAUCGCUGCCGUCGUUUGCGCCGAGCAGAUGUCCGAAUCAAUGAAGACCAAACGUGGUCUGCAUCUGAACCUCGGAUACCACGCUCAUCCUUACUCUCAUUCUUACGUAGCCCACGCACCGGUGAUUGCCCACUCCGCGCCGUUGAUAGCCGCCCCAGUCUACCAUGCUCCGAUCGCCAAGACCUACGUAUCGCAUACUCCGAUUGUACACCACGCGCCCGUAAUCGCCAGCUACCACCACGCACCUGCCAUUGCCGUGGCCCAUGCCCCUGUCUAUCAUGCUUUCCAUCGCCGCUAAGCGCCCAGGCUACUAAGCGUAGGACCGUCACCAUUGAAGCAUUUUGUUAGAUUAGUGUGAAUUAGUUUUACUGUAUCCGCUGAAAGUGUGUGUAUAUAGGUUUGGAGAUGCCAAUAAAAUAUCUUUGGAAAUACAUUGUACAACUAAACUGUUAUUA
Messenger RNA from Toxorhynchites rutilus septentrionalis, 578 nucleotides. Its product is annotated as pupal cuticle protein G1A. The transcript is spliced from 2 exons. Bases 98 to 421 code for a protein of 107 amino acids. The record is from RefSeq and is a predicted model, not a curated record. Lineage: Eukaryota; Metazoa; Arthropoda; Insecta; Diptera; Culicidae.